Molecule: messenger RNA, 1347 nt
Organism: Cladophialophora psammophila CBS 110553
Lineage: Eukaryota; Fungi; Ascomycota; Eurotiomycetes; Chaetothyriales; Herpotrichiellaceae
Exons: 1
Coding region: 1-1347 (448 amino acids)
Biological process (GO): resolution of mitotic recombination intermediates; double-strand break repair via synthesis-dependent strand annealing; telomere maintenance via recombination
Cellular component (GO): Rad51C-XRCC3 complex; replication fork
Molecular function (GO): ATP-dependent DNA damage sensor activity; ATP binding; four-way junction DNA binding
Source: RefSeq, a predicted model, not a curated record
AUGUCCGAUCUCCUCGAAGUCCUCCCUGAUUUUGACCUCAAACCGUAUACGCAUCUCCUCCAUUCCCUAGAGAAAAAUGACAUUACUGUCACCGAUCUGAUCUCUCUAGACCCGAAAGAGAUUGCCAGAAAAUGCCCUCUUCCUUCGGCCGACGUCCAAAGAUUGGUGGAAGAUGUCAUUCAGUCUCUGCAACGCGACAUACUGCAAGGAGUAAGGAAGAAGCGCAAGAUUACAGCCACGGAUGUGGGAGAGACAGCAGAUGAUGGACCACAGGUGAAGGGGACAAAGAUGGACUUGCCGUUGAAAGUUAGGACCCUGGAUCCAAGCAUAGAUCAAGCAUUGAACGGAGGCCUGUACCCAGGUCACAUCACAGAGGUGGUCGGAGAGAGUGCUGUCGGCAAAACUCAGUUCGUCCUGGGGCUGUUGCUGUCUGUUCAACUACCUCCCCCCAAAGGGCUCGGAAAAGGGUCAAUCUACGUUUCAACUGAAGGACCACUCCAUACCAAGCGGCUGAGCCAGAUGCUUCUUCACCAUCCCGAGUACGACGGCUUGAAGCCUGAUCAAGGACCAUCACUUGAUCGUGUGCAUACCAUUGCAACCAACGACCUGGAAGCACAGGAACACAUCCUUCGGUAUCAGCUUCCUGUUGCGGUCCAGCGAUUCAAUAUUGGACUGAUCGUCCUAGAUUCAGUGGCCGCAAACUUUCGAGCCGAACACGAGACCCGGACGCCCGCUCAACUCGCUGACCGCGCCUUUGAGCUGGCCAAAUUGGGGCACAUGCUAAGACGGGUCGCUAUCGAAAACGACAUCGCGGUCGUGGUCACCAAUCAAGUGUCGGACCGCUUCGAUGGUUACAAAAUUCUACCUCAGUCUUCAUCACCGGCAAUGACUUCCUCUCCUGCAGUACCAAGAGCGUAUGCACCGGCGGUAGUGGAUCGGCGGAACGAGGCCCAGAGCCUUGAUCACCAACAGCGCUUCUUCACCGGGUGGGGAGACGAGAAAGGAAAGACUAGUAGGCCGGAACAAUUAAAGACACCCGCGCUCGGACUGGCAUGGGCCAAUCAAAUUUCUGCUCGCAUCGUCCUUAAGAUGGAGAGUGAACGACAGGAAUACGCGGGCGGCAAUAUGUGGAAAGACAAGAAGAAAAACAGGACCUUCUCGGUUGUCUUUGCUCCAUGGGCGAGCCCCACCCAUUGCCCCAUUCGGUAUGAGAUUGCAAUGCAGGGUGUGGUUUCAGUUACAGACACUGAAAGGCCCAAAGGGGCACUUGCAACCGUAGAUGAAGAGCAUGCGGACUUGCUGGACGAGGCUUUUUGGGCUACGGAUGAGGAUGAUGAGUUUCCAUGA